This is a messenger RNA of Miscanthus lutarioriparius, 1638 nucleotides long. NCBI's taxonomy places the organism in Eukaryota, Viridiplantae, Streptophyta, Magnoliopsida, Poales, Poaceae. The record is from the annotation of a GenBank genome assembly.
AUGAUGGGUUGCUUCACUGUUCUCAGAUCCAAGAAGAAGAAAACCCCUUUUGAUAAUCCUCUUGUUCCAAGCAAGAAAUCGGUUGAUGCAAGGGAAAGAACAUCGUCUAGACUUCCGGAGCCAGAAGUUCAUGUGCCAUCUUUGCAAUCAGCUCCUCCUAGUUUUAGGAACAGGACUAAGAUAUCCCAGUCGUCAAAUAAAGUUUCAAACAGCAGAGCUCGCGUGUUGUCUGCUCCAUCAACCCUUAUUGUGGUCGAUCAGUUUGGAUUUCCAUAUGCCGAAUACCAUCAAGACGACUCCAGGGAUAAGGAAGGUUCGACAAAGGGGCAUCGCUUUUCAAAUCCUUUGCCCCUUCCUCUUCCUUCACCGGAAGGACAUUCUUUUAGGAACUCUGGUAGCUUCAAAGCCAGCAACGUAAGUGGGCCAUUGGAGAUGUCCGGCCCUCUCCCAUUGCCUCCAAAGAAAUGUGAUGGACUUAGAAUCUUCUCUUACGAGGAGGUUUCAUCUGCUUGCCAAUGGUUUUCCAGUGACCAGUGUGUUUCAGAAACACUUGGUUCAACAUCAUACAAGGCAACAUUUAGGGAUGAAUUUAUUGAUACAAAGACCACUGAAGCAACGGUAGCUCGAUUACUCCCCUCCACUCAGAGUUUGAAGGAGUUUAAAACACAAGCGACCACAUUGGCAUCGCUUCAGCAUCCCAAUUUAUGUAAACUGAUUGGCUAUUUUGCAAAAGAAGAUUCUAAUGAAAGGAUGUUGGUCUAUGAACGGCUUCAUCAUGGGAGCUUAGAUAAGCUACUCUUUGGAAGACCAGAUGGUCGUUUCAUGGACUGGUCUAAACGUUUGAAGGUUGCCCUUGGCGCGGCCAGAGGUCUUGCUUUCUUGCAUGAUGAAGGACCCUUUCAGGCCAUGUACAGCGGGUUCUCAACUUUGAACAUCCAAAUAGAUAAAGAUUUCACUGCUAAGCUUUCAGGAUAUGGUUGUGUUGGCUUCAAUACUGAUAAGAUAUCUAAUACACCUGCGUCUGCAGCAAACCUUUCAGUGGAGACCUUGGAGAAGGGUUUACUCACUCCCAAGAGCAACGUCUGGAGCUUUGGAGUUGUGUUACUGGAGCUAAUAACUGGAAGGAAGAACCUUGAUGCCAAUUAUUCCAAAGAAGAACGCAAUAUUGUCAGGUGGAGUAGACCUUUCCUUACUGAUGAUAGUCGCCUAUCUCUGAUCAUGGACUCCCGUAUAAAAGGGCGCUUUCCCACUAAGGCUGCUCGGAUAGUAGCAGACAUCAUUCUGAAAUGCUUGCAUAAAGAUCCAUCAGAGAGGCCGACCAUGAGGGAUGUUGUGGAGGCCCUAGCAAGAGUCCAGGAAAUAAAGGUUCCGUGCAGAUAUCCUCUGCAAGAACCUUCUGCUGCACCAAGAAAAAUAAUGUUAAAAUCUACAUCCCUCAAUGGAAUUGUGCCUCAUCAUCCUGUCAUAACCUUCUCUCCAUCGCCGCCUUCACAUAACCAACACUUGAUUUCACCAAGGUCAUCGACAUCUGCCUUGUUUCAUCCAAGGACAUGCUCUUCUACUCUGGAUGAUCCCGGUGUAAGCUCUAUAAAGAAAACACCUCCUAUUAGGCGUAGGUCUAGCGUUGAAGGCUUUUGA